Molecule: messenger RNA, 1444 nt
Organism: Poeciliopsis prolifica (blackstripe livebearer)
Lineage: Eukaryota; Metazoa; Chordata; Actinopteri; Cyprinodontiformes; Poeciliidae
Exons: 4
Coding region: 1-849 (282 amino acids)
Source: RefSeq, a predicted model, not a curated record
AUGGCGGCCAGCAGGGGCCGGGUUCGCUCCGCCUCCUCCAAGUACAACGGCCUGCUGAGUUUCCAUGGGUUUCCACGAGACCCCGCCCUCAGGCGGCGGUGGCUGCAGAACAUCCGGCGGGAGGAGAUGAAGCUGACCCAACACAGCAAGGUGUGCAGCCUCCACUUCAGCCCGGACCAGCUGCUGCGGCCCAGAGCCGCCGGCGGCAGGCGGGCGGUGAGCAGAGGAGCCGUCCCGGUGCUGUUUCCCUGGAGCCUCCACGGAACCGGGCUGUCGGAACCGGACAGGAAGCCGGACCCGCCCGGAGGACCCAACCUCCCGGAUCACGAUUACUGCUCUGUCCCGGAACCAGCAGACCGGAACCUGGCUGUGCAUGAAAACCAGAAACUAACUGAAGAAAUAAAGAAACAAGCGGAAGAACCGGAAGCCCCAUCCAGGUUCGGGCUGCAGAGGUUCACAGGAUCCGAUGACGACAUCCGGUUCUACACCAGGUUCGCCACUUAUCGUCUCUUCCUGAUGUUCUGGAGGAUCAUUGAACCGUCGGUCCAUCGGAUCCGAACAUCAGGAACCAGAAGCAGCGAAGCAGCAGCAGCUGGAUCCACACACACGAGGGAUUCCUUGCAGCCCAUCGACGAGCUGCUCCUGUUCCAGAUGCACCUGGCUGCAGGUCUGAAGGAGCGAGACCUAGCAAACCGGUUCCAGAUCCACCCUUCCACCGCAAGCCGCAUUAUUUGUUGGUGGGCCGAUUAUUUGUACUUAGUUCUGGGUUCUCUGUGUGUCUGGAUGGAUGCAGACGACAUCCGGGCUCAGCUCCCGAGGACUUCAGAGAUUUUGCAGAUACUCAGCUGAUAGUUGGAAGCUCUGAGCUCAGAUGCCAAACUCCUGCGUCCGCUGUCCUCCAGACUGAGCUUCAGUCUCACUGCGUAAUGAGGGGUCUGACGGGAAUGGCCCCCCACGCGGUGACCUUUGUGUCUUCGCUCUAUGAGGGGUCAGUAAGCGACACGGAGCUGUUGGUCAGGUCGGGCCUGGCCGAUCGUCUGGCGGAGGACCGGGCCGUGAUGGUGGGGGAAGGAUUCCUGAUCUCUGGCUCUGUGAAGUGUAAAGUCUACUGUCCACCUUUUCUCAGCACUGAACCACAGACGGCGUCUCAAAACGCCCGCCUGCUCGUUCACAUUGAGCGGGUAACCCAAAGAGUUACAGAAAACAAACUGUUUGAUUCUGUCAUCCCUUUGUCUCUGGUCGGAAACAUUAAUAAACUUUUUACAGUGGCCUGCCUGCUGGUCAACUACCAGAACAAAGCGCUCUAAAUGAAGAGCGGCGUGUGGUUCUGGAAGAGCAGAGCCUUUCGCUCCUCCUGGUUCAGGAGAAACACGGACAGCCUGCAGGACGGAGACCCAGUGAUCACAAACAUGUUAGAAAUCUGAAUUAAAGUGAGUUUUUUCUU